Messenger RNA from Branchiostoma belcheri (Belcher's lancelet), 662 nucleotides. Its product is annotated as transmembrane protein 42-like. NCBI's taxonomy places the organism in Eukaryota, Metazoa, Chordata, Leptocardii, Amphioxiformes, Branchiostomatidae. The record is from RefSeq and is a predicted model, not a curated record. The transcript has 3 exons. Bases 85 to 579 code for a protein of 164 amino acids.
ACCCCUAAGUUUUUGUCAAAGCUUCAGAACAUUCUUGGUUUGAAUCAUAAAUUUUGCCAGUCUCACCUGUUAAGAAAACACUGAAUGAUGCUGGGAAUCAGCCUUGCCCUGUGUGCAGGGCUGUUUGCAGCCCUGGCAUCAGUGUGUGCCAAGAUUGCCAUGGCAACAGAGGAGGCAGCUGCGACCUGCCAGGUGCUGGUGUAUCAGGUGUCGUCCCUCCUGCAGCAGGAACAGGGCGAUGGGUCCGAGGCCUUCUGUGGGUUGGUCCUGACGUACUUUCGGAUGACCUGUUUUGGGAUGGUGUUUGUGUUGAAUGCUGUGAUGUGGGUGUUCUUCACCAAGGCUCUGGCAACCUGCAAGUCCUCCGUGGAGGCCACAGUCACCAACACAGCCGCUAACUUCUUUUUCUCAGGUGUCCUGGGCAGGGUUCUAUUCCAUGAGGCCCUGUCACUGCUGUGGUAUGUAGGAGCAUCCUGCAUCGUUGUUGGACUGUUGUUCAUACACAGGGGAAGUGACACAGGCGAAACAGAUCCACUGACUGCGACUCAUGUCUCAGAACAGGACAAGAAGCACAGAUAACAGGAGCACAACUAAUGCUUCAUCACAUGUAUUUGUACUGUACCACAGACUAGUUUUGUCCUUUUAGACCUUAGUUAUGGAUA